UCACGGCCAAGUCCUAUCAAAAGCCUUGCCGCUUCCAAGGGAUAGCGAAAAUGUAGCCAUGUACCGAAGAUACAGAUACACACUAAAGUGAAAAAUUCAGUUUAGUUAUAGAGAUUUUUCUUUGUGGUCGAGGUGUCUUGUGAAACCCGUAAAAAAUUGCAAAUUUAUUGAAAAAACUAACAAAUUUCGAGAAUGCGAAGUCCCUCGGCAGCAGUUUCGGCAAUGCUAAGGAUUUGUCUGAUAUAAUGACUGGCAGCUUUAAGGUGCAACUCAUCAACAUGGGCACUCGUGCUGCCGCCUUUCAGGCAAAAUUGAGAGCCCUUCAUGAAUACCAUGUACGCCUAUUGCACAAUGUCUUGCCCGCGCCCUCUGGCGUUGAUAUUGCUAACAAUAUCAAAUACUUUUCUCAAACUCUAUUAACUGUCCUUAAAGAUGUGCGCACUUCACCGCACGAACUUAUACGCGAUCCUCUUGAAGAUCCCACUCGAAUGUCAGCCUAUCCCAAUCUAGAAUAUGGCAAUCUCUAUAAUGCCCUAACUAUGCUCAUUGAUGUAGCACCUUGCAUACAGUAUGGACAAAUUGUUUUCGGCAAAGCUCUAUUGCAGUGCCUAAGCUGCAUUUUACCCUUUCUUGAUAAGGACCUUAUUGAUAAUCUACCCUAUCUAGUUAGUUCUACUAUAUCUGUAUUACCGCCAGCAUUACAUCAGGAUAUUGUUAAUGCUCUAUGCUAUUAUAUCUUACCCUUUACUAUAACACGCCGCAGCUCUGAUGAACAGGAAUGUCAGGCCUGUCAAUCUGUCUCAUCCGUCAUAAUGAUGGUCCUGCAGUACUCUAAUAAUCCAGCCCAUCAUUGUCAGCUAUUGGAGUGCUUGAUGACCCUUAAACACAAUGUGGUCAAGGAUAUUCUUUGUGUAGUGGCCUAUGGCACAGCAGUUUCGCGUUAUGCAGCGGCCAAACUUCUUUUCUACUAUUGGCCUGCUUUUGAUCCCAAUUUGUUUGAUCGCAAAGUUUUACUAUCGAAAUUAACUAAUGACCUUGUCCCCUUCACCUGUCAGAGAGAACAUUGUCCCAAUGCUGGCAAUGCCGAAGCUGCCAAAGUCUGCUACGAUCAUAACAUAAGCAUAACCUAUGCCCCAGACUGUCCGCCGCCGUUGUAUCUUUGCAUCGAGUGUGCCAAUGAAAUCCAUCGGGAACAUGGUAGUUUGGAGUUUGGCGACAUUCUCCAUCCCAUGCAGCAGGUCUCGAUGGUUUGUGAGAAUAAGAAUUGUCGCUCCAAUGAGAAAUCGGCCUUCUCCAUUUGCUUUUCCACCGAAUGUGCCAGCUACAAUGGCAAUCAUCCCAUACGGUAUUGUGCUCAGUGUCACAGCAAUCGUCAUAAUUCACGUCGCGGUGGCGACCAUGUAGUCCAUCGUAGUCUUCAGCCCGCCUGGCAAAUGGAUCCCGAAAUGCAAAUGCAUAUGGUAGAAUCGGUGGUGAGUCUUUUGCGCGAGGCGAAACCAUUGAAUUUUGAGCCUGGCAAGGAGUCCUCGUCGGCGGAUUCCAAGAAGAAUGGUGGCUCGGGAACGGCGGAUAAUAUUUCACUAGAAGAACGCCAGAGAUUGGGACGCUAUGGCAUUUGGUUGCUAGUGGGUCGAUGUACACCCACUGCAGAUACACCUGUCGAAGUAUUGGGCAGGAUUUUGAGUAUGCUGUUCCAUUGGUUCCAUGUUACUGCAUAUUCCUAUCACUCUGCUGGACAGGUAGAGAGCACCAUUGAGAAGCUUAAAGUUGAUCAUGUCUGCAAUUGGUUAAAGGAAAUCUGCCGCAUUCAUUACAAUGUCUUCAUAUCCUGCCUUUUGCCUCAUCCACCGGAAUAUGCCCGUGUGGGUGGCCAUUGGGAAACCUUGGCAUCACGCACGAGCCACUUGAAAGAGGGUCUCCAGAGAUUGAUAUGCCUUGUGCCCUAUGAAGUUAUAACUUCAGAGAUUUGGGACUAUGUGAUGCCACACUGGAUGGAGGCAAUCACCAAUGAUGUGGCCGAAAAAGAGUUAAAUGAGCUUAAAAUUGUUCUAAGCAAAAUUUUAGAUCCGGAAAUGUCUCCCUUGGGAUUCGAUGCCAAGACCAUGUACAACUUUGUGGCCAUACGUUUUGAGAAGACCACGGCCAAGGUGCAGCAACAGGCUUUGCAUUGGCUGCAGAUCCUAACCAAACUAGAGAUACUUAUACCUUUGGUUCAACUAUUCGCCAUGUUUGGAGAUGGUGUCAGAAUCAUGAAAUAUGGCAUACAACACGAAUUGAUGCGUGAGAAGGAGAAGGAUGCCAAAGCCCCCAAAACCAUGUGCAAGGAGAGCAAGGAAACUAAAGCCGACAUGGCCAAUCCUCCCAGAAGAAGUUCUAUCUCUCCUGUGGUGGAAGAUGACUCUGGCAAUACUUCUGCCAUAUCCGAUGAUGAGGCUCCUACUAAUCGUCAUACCGAAUUCUCUACCGAUGCCGAGCAUAAUCUAACCUGCUGCAUUCUAAUGUUGGAUAUUCUUCUCAAGCAAAUGGAACUGCAGGAUAUAGAACAGCAUAUGGGCAUACAUACGAGUGUGUGUGAGAAUGUCUCACGAUUGAUUAAAUGCAUGGUAACUGCUGCUCGUGUGGGCCUAAGUAGUCAUGUGUGCGCCCUGAAGGUGGCGGAAUGUGCCUAUUGCGAGGCAUCAAUUAUGUGGCAUCAGCUAUCAACCAAAUUGGUGCAAUUCAUGGCUCCUCUUAAUCCAGUUCGUCCGCCAGAUGUGCCCAUCGAGGACAUCAUAGAAGAGGAGAAAUCCUCACGUAAAUCACCACCUGAAUCGGAUAAAGAGAAAUCUCGCGAACGCGAUGUAUCCCUAUCAAUGGCUCCGCUGCCCAUUCCUUUGGGUCCUUUAGGAGGUUUUGCAGAUAUCUUUAAGCUAGAUCAAUUCUUUUCAGACGAUGGAAAAAUUAUUAUAAUGGCAGGUCCUGUUCCAGUGGCCGUACCUCAACCAGAACCGCACUCUGUGGGCGGAGUGCUCGUCCAUAUGCCCCAUGUCUGUUCCAAUAACGAAAAUGGGCAUUCAGUUGAUAGUAAUGAAUUGAGAAAAGUUCACGCCACAGACGAGAUAAUGACGGCUACUGUAGAGACAGUUUCAGAGCAACUUGAUUUGGCUUCAAUUUUGCCAACAGAUCGAGCCAUCGCCCGAUCUAUAACCCUGUCUGAUGCGGAUGUGGGCAGUGCCAAUGUUAGUGUCACCAAAGCUUCGGUAAUGGGUGAGAAUGGUGGAGCCAAUGGCAGUCUGCAUGAGAAUGGCAGUGGCUCCGAGGAGGAUGAGGAGGAAGACAGUGAUGACUUUUGGCAUACUUCGGUGGGUAAAUUUAAGUUUACCCUGGAUCAGUUGCCACAGACCCUGCAGUAUAUACAUCAAUUACUUACUGAAAUUCCAACGAUCAAGAAGCCGGAAAUAUUGUAUUAUGUCCUGCAAUGUCUGAAUACCAUGGCCCUGCAUGGUGAUGCACUGACCAAGGCAGCUCGAGAGCAUCGAGGAUUUUUCAUUUGGUGUCAGGAGAACUUACUAAUCAAGAACCUCUGGGAACUGUGCAAUGCCGAGCACUCGCACAUUUGCCAAGUUGGUGUCCCACUUUUGCUGCACUGCAUCACGUUGUCUUACGGCUCGGAUGUCUUUUGGCGGGUCGUCCAGGAGGCUUUCCACGAUGUCGAUUGGCGUGUUCGCUUCACAGCAGUGGAACGAGUAACCGUGAUUACACGUUUUAUGGAUUCGACACCGCUGCGCUCGGAGGUCGGCUUGCAAACGGCAUUGGCGACGGCCUUUUGUCAUCUGAUUGCCAGCAUGGAUGACAUCAAUGUGUAUGUGGCGCAGCGGGCGACCUUGUAUAUCGGAACCAUACAUGAUACGGCAAUACGGUCACUGCUCUUCUGCUUGGAGUCUCAGUUCGAUCUGUUCAUUGUGGAUCGUCCGGUUGUUCUGCAGUCGGUAUAUCAAUUGCACAAUUCGCUCUCCGAUCGCAAGAUGCUGGGAUGGGAGUUCUUCCUGAAUCGCUUUGACACUCUCUUCGUUGAGGCGCAAAUAAAUCUAGAGAAAUGUGGCGAUAUCUCGUAUCUGCGAGAUCUACGCAAUUCGGAUAACGGUAGCGAAGCACUCUCGGCCAAAAUCCAGAAGGCAAGGGAGGCUCUAAGCCAGUCGGACACUAGUGGCAGCAUGGCCAAGACUCUGAGUGCUUCAUUUGGAACUAAGUGGCCAUAUAAGAGGACUAUGUCGGCUCCAGCCAGCAUGGCGCCACGACAGGAUAGCAAGUUUGUGCCCGAAAAGGAGAAGAUCUAUAGUCGCCAGGUAUCGGCGCCCAUAUUGAAACGGAAGACAUCUCGCUUCGGAUUGGGUCAGUUUCUAGGCGGUAGUAGUAGUGGUAGCGGUGGGGGUAAUCAGAAUGCCAAUCCAGCAACAGUAAUAACAACAACAAAUGUUUCAAGCACAAGCACAGGCACACGACCGAAAACAAUGCCAUCCUGUCCCAUACAUCAUCAGCAUCAUCAUUAUCACCAUCACACAGCCUUUCCCUAUCACCAUCAUUAUCUCCAUUUGCCCCCCAACCAACAUCAUCACACAUCACAUACGUCGCCAGCGCCUCAUCAUCCACAACAACAACAUGUAGCAACCACCUCAAAUUUAGCCUCAGCCUCGGCUCAUAGUCAGAGCCAUCAGUAUUUAGUGCAUUGUGUACCACCUAGUCAUCUAAGUCCGAUGCCCACGCUGCAGGAGGCGGAAACAUUACUGCGAUCGCAGGCGGCAGCAUCGACAGCAGCCACGACACGGGAUCCCAAUGUCGAGCCCUCAACAGUGGCAUCAGCCACAAUCGCAUCAGGGGCAGGAGGAGCAGCAACUGCAGCGGUCUCCAAUAUCUCCACAACGCAUCCACCACAUCCGAAUCCCUCGCAUUCCUUUCAUUCCCAUUUCCAAAAACAUCCUUCGGCCCCAAACCUAUUGCCACCACAGCCUGCUGUCCCAGCACCUAGUCCAAGUCCUUCGGCUCUGGCCUUUCCCAUGCAUUGCACUUGUGAGAAUGCCGCACAGCCACAUCCGGUCUCAGCAGCAGCGGGCGUUAAUAGCGGCACGGCCAAUCCAGAUGGUCACAUCCAUUCGCUGGGUGGCCUAAACGAUGAGAAUCUAAUCGGCCUGCUUAGUCGUAUCACCGAGCUGGAGGAAUCAGAUCGUGAAACAAUACAUUUGCUUGUCUUUAUGUUAAUGCAGUUCAUGUCACGCACGGAUCAAGCCUUUCCAUCGGAGGAUAAACCCAUGUCGAAGACCCAAAAUAUAGUGUUAAAGCAUUUGUUCCUCUUAUUGGGACACAAUCAGAUCGAUAAGACCUUCCACACUACGCCGGAAUGCUUGAGGGUCUCAGCCGUUUUCAAUGCCUUUCUGGCCAAUUUGCCACAAGUUCUGGAUCAGAAUCAUCUAAUUGGUGGUUUAAUUCUGCCUUCGGUCAUGCAGAUCAUUCUCUAUGCUCCCAGUCCCACGCAGACUUCAGGUGAAUCGUAUCAGAAUAUAGUCUUCAAUUACUCCCUAUGGCAUUUGGAGCAAUAUCCGCGUCGAAAUUGGCUCUUCACCCUGCUAGUUGUGCUGUAUAAGUAUUCGUACACCCAACCACCUCUCAGUGGUUAUGUCAUUUCCGCAAUUCGAUUGAUAAUGAAUAGUUUGCGGGGACAUUUUCAUCAAUGUCGUCGUAUACCAACAACCACAAUUCUGGAUAUUCAAGGUGUUGUAAGUGGAGCAUCACGUUCGCGCGAUGUGAGUCAACCAUCGUUGGGCACUGAUCCGGAUGAUAAGGCCAGUCCACCGGCAAGUCCCAUGUUUCCAUCAGAGGGCACUAGUGCCGCCUCCAAGAGCAAGGGUGGGCAGAAUGUGGCCUUUACACCCAAAUUGCAGCAUGCCUUCAGGAAAUACAACGAUUCUAGUCUAGAUGCAGAUGAAACCGAAUCAGAACUAGUGGCCAUACCAGAGAGUGAUCUCUCGGAUAGUACACUUCAUGGCAGCAGUGCACCAGGUUCCUUCGAUGAUACCAUACACUUUGAAGAUGUUUUGCCGCGCAAUCGUCGUACUGUGGAAUACACAGAAGAGAAGUCAACAAAAUCCCAUAAAUCAAUGAUCACAACCAAAAUCGGGGAUACGUAUACAACAAAAAUCAAGGCCACCAAUGAGACGACGAUGGUCACUCGGCAUAGUCUUCAGGAAGGAGUUCGCAUGAUUGUGACUCCUUUGGUUGGGGCAGAGACCACAGAGACUGCUGUGGUUAGUCCACCAGUCGAUGUCCAUCGUGCGGUGACUGUUCGAAAUAAAUCUUUAGAAAAUGCUGCAGCCUCCACCUCGAAAAUGUUUGCUGCCAUAGCCACCAAUCAUUUGCAAGCCCUGGGCGCCUUACAGGAUAUGUCAAUAUCCGUUGGAAGUGGAGAAAGAAAGACCAGCUCAAGCAACGGCAGUGGUAGUCGCUCCACAAAUGGCAAUGCCAAUGCAUCUGCACCUCCUCCACCGCCGACCAAGCCCAUUGGACGCCACAAGACCAUAGUGGAGUGCAGUGCCGGCAACUCUGGCAGUUCCUCGACUGAUGACUCACGUCAAAAGAAGUCGCAAGCAAAGUCACUGAAGCGCAACGAGAAAAUGAACUACGGUUCGCCAGAUUCACCUUUGUCCAAGAUGAGUGUCAUGCCAAAUCCGCGUGAUGAACCAGAUGAGGCAGCUGCAGCGGGAUUGCCGCCACCCAAGAGUAUAGCUGCUCUGGAGAUACCAACACCAGAGCGUCUACUGCCCAUAGGAACACAGGAUACAGUUGCCGCUUUGGUAGAACGAGUUCGCGAUGGCCUUAAUCUGCCGGACAUUAGUCACUUGAAGCAGGAUAGCCUUGAUGUGUCGGAGAGCACCAAAGAUGAUGUCACUCCAAGUAGUCGAACUCAGUCACCUCGUCGUCUAAUCAAGCAAGUGGCCCUGGAAUCUCCGCCCAAUCCAAAUGCUCCAGUCACUAUGACGGCCCAUCAACAACAGCAGCAACAGCAGCCAUCCCAAGAUUUACAUACGUCCAUUUUAAAGAAUGUGCAACAGGAGCUUAAGCAACAUGGUCCAAAUUCUGCUGGCGGUGGAGGAGCAGGAGGCGGAGGCUUGGCUCCUAACAAUAGCAUCAAAAGACCUAGACAGAAAUUGGCACCCUUCACAGUGGAUACCAAUGCCAUUCCAGAUAUACGCUCUCGCUAUGCUGGCUCCUGGCCGCCUCCACCCUUUCAGCCUGCAGAACCAGAGCUUGACGAUGAAUGCGAAGAAGCUGGGGCUGGAGCCGGAGCUGCUGCAAGUGAAACCAACAAUGGGCAUGGCCAUACAAAUCACGACCCUCACGCUCCACGUGGAAGUUCUCGUCGCGUGGGUGACUAUACCGUAGUGGAGAGAUGCUCGGAUUGCGGCGCCCACAUCGAGGAAUACACCGAUGAGGAAAUUGGCAUACUAAUUGUCAUUCUAGGCACUUUUAUCCAUCGUGAACCGGCCAUGGCGGCUCCCUUUCUGCCCGAAAUUCUUACCAUGACAUCACGCAUCUGCUUGAGCUGCACUCAUGCAUGGCAGGGAGAAAAUGGGCCACCAUUGGCUAGCAGUGCCCAGGCCGUGGCUCUGCAGUUUAUUCGCUGUGUCCUGCAUCAAUUGGCGCCUAAUGGCAUCUUCUUGCAAGUGUUCCAGACCCAAAUGAAAAUGAAAAUACGUCACAAUCAUUUCCGUAGUAUUGCCAAGGCUUUGCAGGAUUUCCAAGAUUUGAAUGCCACCAGUCCGAUUUAUAUGGUCUGCGAUUCGCUGACAUCCAAGAAGGCCUUGCCCAUUGAUCAAUUACCCGUCAUUUUCCGCAACAUGGCGGAAUAUUUGAAUCUUCAGUGUGUGCCCGCAGAGGCGGGAGUUGGACUCGCUGUUUGGUCGCAGGCAAUGCAGGCCAUGGAGACCCUUUUGAGGCAGGUCAUUGUCAUCAUGCCCAACCUAAGCAAUGCCGAGUAUCUGCUAGACAUUAUGGCCGCCACUUUACGUUUGAAUUGCGUGCCCAAAACUUUACUCGAUCCGUAUUCAAAAAUCAUGGCAUACUGUGUCCAACAUACCAAUCUAGAGUAUCAGACAUUGUAUGAACUGUGCACCCUGAACACUCGGUCCUUCAGCAAGGAUAGGGACAAGAAUUUGCUUUGUCGCCAGAUGAUUUUUGAGUUCGUCCAGGCGCUGAAAUUUAAAUCCAAUAUUCCCGAUCACAAUUUGCUAACAGUUAUUGGUUUUGUUCUCCUCGAUGCUGGCGGUACCAUGCCACCUGGCUCUUGUCCUGGCCUGCCAGAUGCUGCUCCUGUGCUGACCACCAAUGCAGCGGAUUGUUUAAGGCAGUAUAUAAACGAUGUGAUUGAUUUCUUGGCCGAUUUCCAUACGCUAAGCAAGAUAAAGAACUUUAAAAAUGGUCAGGUAAGCAAUGGCCUGGGUGAGGACACUCUGGGUGGCGUCCUAAAGGGUGCUGUGGCCCAGUAUUUGGCCUUGGAAAUGUCUCGAGGCAAUUCUAGAGACAACAAAGCGGUGUCUCGCUAUCUGCCCUGGCUAAACAAUGCUCCUUCUUCACUGCAACAGGGCCCCAAAGAGUUUACAGAAUGUGUGGGUCAUAUGCGUUUGCUAUCCUGGUUGCUCUUGGGUUCACUUACACACAUGGCCUUGAUUCAGCGGCGACAGGAGACUCACACCAUACCAACACCUCUGCCACCAAAUCCGACACCUGGCCAGGGUCAACCGAUUGCGGCAAGUGUUCAUUAUCAGCAUCAGGGUGUAACCUAUUCCCAGCCAGUGCCGCAAGAAGCCUCUUGCCAUAUAGCCGAUCAUAUACAAGUCAUAUUUGCUGGCUUUGCCGAGCAAUCGAAAACCUCUGUCCUCCACAUGUCUUCGCUUUUCCAUGCCUUCACCUUGUGCCAGUUGUGGACAGUCUAUUUGGAACAAAUGGCUCACAAUACCAGCAGCAAUGUGGAGGGCAGCACUUUGGGCGUUCUCUUUGAAUUCUGGGCCAAGGUCACACCGUGUAUUCUUCAGCUUGUCUCCCAUGCCAAGCCAACGGUGCAGAAGGACGGUCACGGCCAGCAUCAGCAACACCAGCAGCAGCAGCAGCAGCAAGCCCAAUGUACUGUGGACUUUCAGACUCAAAGUUCGAAUUCCAAGCUAUCUGAAAUGGUUAAUUUACAUUUUCUGAGUCUGCUAGAAGCCUUGAAAGAUACAAACUCUACAGUGCUGGGCAAACUGUUGCCCAUGUGGAGUCCUGUAUUGUCCUCGCAGACUCAACUCUCGGAUACUUUGCACGUGCGGCUACAGAAUGUACGAGACUAUGCUCCUGACUACGAGGAGCAGCAAGCUAAUAAGUCGGAGGCUCUUCUCAAAUGGCUGCAACGUUUGCAAUUUAAAAUGGGCCAAAUCGAGCUGCAAGCCUCAACGGCCACCCAAUUCUAUUCCAUAUAAAUAGCACUUUUAGUGAAGAAUUUAUGUAGUAAAUGUUUUGCAUAUAACAGAAUAAAUAGUUAACAAUGUUCGUUGGUA
This is a messenger RNA of Drosophila willistoni, 9560 nucleotides long. It is a transcript of the gene unc79, whose product is annotated as protein unc-79 homolog. The transcript has 27 exons. Gene Ontology annotation, molecular function: protein binding. The coding region runs from base 246 to 9482 and encodes 3078 amino acids. The record is from RefSeq and is a predicted model, not a curated record. NCBI's taxonomy places the organism in Eukaryota, Metazoa, Arthropoda, Insecta, Diptera, Drosophilidae.